CUCAGAUUAAAAUAUGAAAGCUGCCAUGUAUAUCCUUCAUUAAUAAGGAGUCCAAAAUCAUUGUUUUGACACUGUCUGAAUCCCAGAGGUUACACAUACAGACCGGCUCGGGAAGCAAUGGAGCUCGCAAGGUGCAGCAGCCACGAUUCGGGGUGUCAGAUCCUCGGCACCAAGAAGCCGCUGCUCGUCGUCCUCUGGCUGUUGGGCGUCUUGGUCUGGCGAUGCGGGGCAGACAGCGCCAUGGAGGAGAUCACCACCGAGAAAGAGGCGGAAGAAAGCCACCGGCAAGACAGCGCUAACCUCCUGCUUUUCAUUCUAUUGCUUACACUCACCAUCCUCACCAUAUGGCUGUUCAAACACCGCCGCUUUCGUUUCCUCCAUGAGACUGGCUUGGCGAUGAUAUAUGGGCUUCUAGUGGGAGUAAUCCUAAGAUAUGGCAUCCCUUCCACCAACAGCCAUGGCAAGGUGCCAAUUGGCUGUGCACUGCAGGACAGGGCAGUGACCACACUACUGGUGAACGUCAGUGGAAAGUUCUAUGAAUACUCCUUGAAAGGGGAAAUCAAUUCUGGGGAAAUAAACAAUGUGGAACAAGAUGACAUGUUAAGAAAGGUAACCUUUGACCCAGAUGUUUUCUUCAACAUUUUGCUACCUCCAAUCAUAUUUUAUGCAGGAUACAGCCUCAAGAAGAGACAUUUCUUCAGGAAUCUUGGCUCCAUCCUGGCGUAUGCAUUUAUUGGAACUGCAGUGUCCUGUUUUGUCAUAGGAAACUUCAUGUAUGGCAUUGUGAAGCUGAUGUAUGCAGUGGGGCAGCUUGAAGAUGGAUUUUAUUACACAGACUGCCUGUUUUUUGGCGCUAUUAUUUCUGCAACUGAUCCCGUGACCGUCCUUGCCAUAUUCAAUGAGCUUCAAGUGGAUGUUGACCUUUAUGCUCUUCUGUUUGGAGAGAGUGUGUUGAAUGAUGCUGUGGCCAUUGUGCUCUCAUCGUCAAUUGUGGCUUACCAGCCAGCAGGUGAGAACAGCCACACUUUCGAUGCUGCUGCUUUCUUCAAGUGUGUGGGAGUCUUUCUUGGAAUAUUCAGUGGCUCAUUUGCCAUGGGGGCAGUGACUGGAGUGCUGACUGCUCUGGUCACCAAAUUCACCAAACUGCACUGUUUUCCACUCCUGGAGACGGCAUUGUUUUUCUUAAUGUCCUGGAGUACAUUCCUGCUGGCAGAAGCCUGUGGCUUCACUGGUGUAGUUGCAGUUCUCUUCUGUGGAAUCACACAGGCUCAUUAUACCUACAACAACCUGUCACCUGAAUCAAGAGAUCGAACAAAGCAGUUAUUCGAAGUUCUGAAUUUCCUGGCUGAAAACUUCAUAUUUUCCUAUAUGGGUUUGGCAUUAUUUACGUUUCAGAAUCACAUCUUCAACCCCAUCUUCAUUCUGGGGGCUUUUAUCGCUGUCCUGCUGGGCAGAGCUGCGAACAUUUACCCACUGUCUUUUUUCCUGAACUUGGGUAGAAAGCACAAGAUUGGCUGGAACUUCCAGCACAUGAUGAUGAUUGCAGGUUUGAGAGGAGCCAUGGCCUUCGCCCUUGCUAUCCGAGACACAGCGACUUACGCGAGACAGAUGAUGUUCACCACCACCCUGCUCAUUGUCUUUUUUACUGUUUGGGUCUUUGGUGGAGGCACCACACCAACGUUGUCAUGGCUACGGAUCAGAGUUGGUGACCCCCCUCCGUCGACAGAGGAUCUGGGCGAUACCCGCUGGAGCUACUUCAGAGUUGGAGUCGAUCCAGAUCAAGAUCCUGCACCCAGUAACGAGAGUUUCCAAGUGAUUCAAGGCGAUGUUGCAAACCCUGAAAGGACUAGCAGGACAAAGCAAGAAAGUGCCUGGCUCUUCAGGCUGUGGUACAGCUUUGACCACAAUUAUCUGAAGCCAAUCCUAACACACAGUGGUCCUCCGCUCACUGCCACUCUGCCUGGCUGGUGUGGUCCAAUUGCACGGUGCCUGACAAGUCCUCAAGCAUAUGAAAAUCAAGAGCAGCUCCGAGAUGAUGACUCUGACCUCAUACUCAAUGAUGGUGACCUGAAUUUGACCUAUGGAGGGAGUACACUAACUGCUAAUGGAUCCUCUGGCUCAGGUACCGCAUCCAACAGUGUGGACGGCAAGAGAACCAAGAGCAUCUCGGAAGAUGCAUUGGAAAAUGAUCUCGGGACAGAAGACCACGAACUCAUUACCAGGGGCACCAGAUUAGUUUUCCCUUUGGAAGAUCACGCUUGACAGCAAUAAAAUCAGUGAGGCACAGAAAGGCCCAUGGAGGAUCAAAGCCUACUUUGUUCUCGGCAAUGAGACUGAACUGGUUUACUUGUGUGUUUUCUUUUAUUUCCCCCCCUUUAUCCUCAAAACCUCUUGGCUCAGCUUUUACAGUGCAAGAAUGUGAAAACAUCCAUGUGUGGCAUUUCAUUUAAGCUUUAACUUGGGUAUGAAAAUGCCAUGACCCUUUACUGUACUGUUGGUGCCAUCGCUGUGUAAUUAGCUCGUUGACUGACUGAUUAGCCUCAACACUGUGAUGCUUCUCUUUAAAAACCCCAGUUACAGUGCAUGUACGUUGGUGCGGCAUGACAGCACUGAAACCGACCGUGUCACAUGAUGCUGUCAAUCUCUGAAAUGGUCAUCACCAGCAUCGUGCACCAGCUGCAGUAGGUGCUCCGCUAACCUGUAGCCUUUAGGUUCAAAGUAAUAGAGUGGGCGUGGUGUGUACCUACUGUGCACAUUUCUAAUCACAGAGAAGCGUCAAUUAUCUCUUUCCUGCCACUAGAAGUGACACUCGCUUCAGUUCCUAGUGUGCAGAGUUCUGGGCGCAUGUUUCAGUUUGCACUUUGUACCUCCCCCCCAGUAAUGUGAGCAGUUGCUACAAGCGCGUGUGUGCUUGCACCACUGUCGAAGCUGCCCCUCCCCCAAGUUGGUCCAACUUCAAGUGACUGGCAUUACAGGAGGAACGUCUUUUGAGUGGGGGAAAAGGACAUUGAAACCUCGGUGAACUUUGAAAUGGAAUUUUGUCCUUCAAAGAUUGUGUGAAAGAGAAGACUAUAAGCGUACUACUUAAACUGAAGGCACAUUGUUUUCUUGCUGAUGGUUUUGCUGUUGCGAAAUGCACCUGUGUGCUUGCGUCAGAGCGGUGUGGCUACGGUGUCCUUUUGUCAAUAUAUUUUCAAUGUCAUUAUAAGAUGUUCACUGUUUUAAUACUGAUAUCUGUUCGCUAAUGAUUACUUUAAACAAAGCUAUAAAGCACGUUGUUCAUGAUACACAUGGGAGAAGUAGACUUAGAUUGUAUGAAUUUUCCUAAGUUCACUGGACUCUGUCACAGUGUGCCACCACUAUCACAACAACAUUGUUCAGUGUUGUGCUAACCCUGGGACAGAUAACUGAGUAUCCAUUUCUCCCAGUUCUUUUUCACCUGCUGGGGGCCUGGAAAGAUUGAGAAUUUGUACCACCUCCUGGUCAUUUCUGAAUAGUGGCCAUUUAAAAUGCUGAUAAAUUGGGACAAUGGAGGGCCAAAGAAAAUUAACAUGUUCUGCAGUUUUUUUUAAUGCCUGUGACAACAGACAUGGGGUUAUUUCAACCUCUGCUUCCUUUUCAUGUCACUUUAAGGGCUAUGUUCCAAAGUUUUAUUGGAAUAGUGGGCCCAUGAAACAAGCAGUUGAAUGAUGCUGAGGAUUUCAAUGGAGAAUGAAUGAAGUUGGUUUGGCUGGUUUCUCUUAUUACUCCUGAUCAUUACAGAACCCCGUCAACUAUCCAUCAAGGUCAGAUGUUCCAAGUCCUACCAUUUAUCGAUUCAUUCUUCCAGUAGACAUGAAGGUACAUUUCACGUGCUUUUCACUUGGCAUAAGAAGUCAAACUAACCCAUCUCAAUCUUUGUGGAAGUAAAGCAGUAUAUUGAAUUCUUCAGAUGGAGACUUCCAAAAAGACGAUUUGUAUUAAAAGUUUCAGGUUAAACUUCUUUUACUGGAAGGAGAUAACUUGACGAAUGUAACUCCUCCUGUUCAGAGUAUCAUGUUAAACUGAAAUUGUAUACCGAGGUGAGGGAGGCAGUUUUGUUCCCCCUGAUUAGAGGAAGUGAAUGGAUUUAUGUAGUAGACAUGAGAGGACAAAAUGUGGUAAAUGUUCAGCAAAGUUGGCUGCUGCCCUUUGCAACAGGUUUAUUUAGUGAACUGCUUCAUGACAUGGGUCAGCAGCAGUCUCUGAGCAAUUUUGUUCAGCAGUUCCUUAAAGUGAAAGACAAUGACACAACCUAAUCAGGCCUCGUAAUCUAUUUAUUUUCAUUUGUCUAUGUUGAUGCUGUAUGAAAAUUGGAGCCCAAUUUCUAUUAAAACUUUUUUUCCCAUGAGGCAAGUACAAGAAUUUUGAAAGACUAUGAUGGUUCCAGGAGAAUAUUGUUUUAAAUAGUCAAAUUUUAGGAUUUACCAGAACUAAUUUGUUCCUUGAUUUAAUGUUAUCUUUCAUUUGCCAAGGACUUUAUGGGCACUGCAUACUUCAUUUCAAUCCAGGCAAGAGUUUAUUGUGUAGAGGGAAUAGAGAGCUGUUCUGAAUCAGUUGAUUUGAAUUAACAUGGGCCCCAAAAUAUGCUUUGAUUAUGUAAGCUUGUCCUUCAGGUGCCCAUGAACUUUCAGCUUAGUGGAAGGACUUGGUAUGGAAAUUUUGGUUUCUUAUUCUUUAAAAAGGCUUUAAUUUCACAAAAAAGUGUAGAGCGCCCAAAGUGAUAGAGUGCUCCAGGGAGCAAAAUGGUUGAAACUGCCAUGAAGUUGUAAAUGAAUGCGGCAAUGUCAUUAUUUUUAUUAUUAUGGCUGAGCUACAGUGUGUUUUAGAUUGUUUUCUUGGCAUUGUUAGCCACAAUAAUGUUUAACCUUGAGAGCUGGUUUCAUAAAAACAUGGUUCUUGUCUUCUGUGACUUCUUCCCUCCACACUCCAUUCCAUCAACAUAUACACACUGAAAAUGGAGCUGAAGCAAGUCCAAAGCAGGGUUGAGCGUUUACCUUUCUGAAACUUGCAUCUGAUGUGAAUGCUGGCACAUGACUAUAUCAGAUAGCACUGGAAGUAUUUCCUCCCUCCUUACCCAACUAUGUACAGAGCAUGGAUAGAGGGGAGAUGAUGGAAUGACAACUGUUCAGGAAUUUUUUUACACCACUGUUCAGGUUGUAUCUAUAGUUGUGAUAGUGAAGGAAAUGGGCAUUUCUUUACAGAGAGUUCUAUUACACUUGUUUCCAAAAUAUGCCACAAGCUUGCAGAAGCAUUAUGACAGCUUUGGUAAGACCUUUCAGGAAUUUUGAUGUUAUUUUGUUAGUCAAAUUGUGAUUCCAGAACCUAUUUCAUUUUGUGUUUAUUGUUAGAAUUUUGAUUGGUGAUUACACUGUUUUCUGGAAACUACAAUUUAGUCUGCACUGAAAACAAAAUGGAAAUAUCCAUGUUAUCUCUAGAAGUGUAAAGAUGUGCAAAGUUGUAUCAAUAAUAUGAUGUUGUAUUUGUUUACUCUGCUUUAUAAAAUAUUUCUAACAAGAAGUCGUGCUUAGCCAAAGGAGGAGCUAUGAAAAGGGGUUUUGGUCACAGUAGUGGGUUUUGAUAAAGGCAGAGAAAGAGGUGGAGAGGUUAGGGCCAAGGAGGGAGAAGACACAGCCACCAAUGGUGAGGCAAAGUAAAUCAAGGAUGUGCAAGGCCAUAUGUUAGAAUGUGCAGUUUUCUGAGAUAAGUAGGAGGUUAAUGUGAUGGCAGAAGUGAGGUCAGUCUGGGAUUUGAAUACAUUGAUAUAAAUAAGGAAUAAUUGACAGACCAGGAGCCAAUGUUGGUCAGGGACCAUGGGGGAAUGGGUGAAUGGAUCACUGCAGGUUGGGUAAAGAGUUUUGCAGGUUAGAUAAAGAGUUAGCAGCAGAGUUUUGGAUGAUAAAUAUAAGCAUAGUGAAAGACUGGCAAGGGGACAAGGGCAUAGAUGGUGCCGGUGGAUAAACAAAUGACGAGUGGUGACAGGUGAUAUUAUUGAAGUGGAGGAAUACAGUCUUGACAAUAAAUGUGAUUGGGGUCAAAGUUCAGCUCAAGUCAAGUUGGUUGCAAAACCAUGAGUUGACCCUGAGAUGGUCAUUGGUGACACUUAUCCUUUCAAAUUGUCUUAGCACCCUAAAAAUUAGGUGCAAUUACCAAGUUUGAUGGAAGCUCUGGGAUUUUUGCAUCUGUCUGGAAAUGGGUUCCUCCUAUUGAUGGACCUUGCUCAGGGUGGCAGGAAGUAUUCCAGUUUAUCCUCUGGGCCUUUGUUAAGUAACUGCCACCCACACACCCCCAGCACUAACUUUUAAAGUUUUUUUUAUAUUUUUGAACAUUAUUGUUCCUUACAGUAGGACCCAGAGAUCACCCCGUUUUCCCAGAUAUAAAUAUGGCAAGUACAUUUUCUGAUCUCUCCUUGCACAAACACCUGGAUGGACAUGCACACAGCAUGUACCUGAAUAAUCAGAGAUUACCCUGAUUUAAGCAGGGCUGCAUCUGCCUCUCUCUAACAUGGCAUUUUUGGUUUGAAAGUAUAUGACCCUCGUGGAAAGUCUUUCAGAAAUCUUUUCAUGAUAUCAGACAACAGACACUUAAGUGAUCUUUGAUGUAAAUCACAUGAUUAACAUUUAUUCCUUACUGCAUUUUCACUAACAGGGAUGGAGGGAGCUUCAGCAUUUCAAUUGAAUUUGUUUGCUCAUCCCUUGUGAAAUUAGGAUGACUUGUAAAUGCUGAAGCUUGGGUUUAACAUAUUCUCUGGGGAAGAAGGUGGUCUUUGAUCACCACCAUUAAAUGAGCAUAGCUGUGUUGCCUGUUUGUUCUAGUACCUUCCCAACGUUCCAUCCCAUUUAUUCCAACAGAACUGAAAUAAUAUGAGGGGUUUGUAACAUGCAGCCUAUCAGAGUGUAGCAGUGGCGAUAAAAGGCUGAUACUAAAUUUUCAAAACGUCUUAUUUGCUCUUGUGCUAUUUUAUGUACAUGCUCUGCUAAUGUGCUUUUCUCCAGCCAUUGAGCACAAACUAUUUCUUUAAAAAAAACUGAGACCUGCUGUAGUACAUUCUGCUCCAGAAUCGCUUUCUGAAAUCCGACAAAUGUAAGAAAUUAUUUUUCACAUAGAAACAUCUGUGUUACUCAUGUGGCACAUAACCUGUACAAGGGCAGUAACGAAGCAAUGUUUUGAGGGGAAAAUGAGAAGUGAAUGCACUACAUAUCCAAGGAUUUUAGAUAUUAGAUGGUUAAAAUUCUGUUGUUUUAAUACAGUCAGCACUUCAUGAACAAACUUGUGCAUGUGUCUUUCCAGUAUCUUUUAACUGAAAGCAACAGGGCUAGAUUGGAUGUUUACCAUGUAUAAAGUUUCUGUUUGAAUUGCAAGUUGGUAACUGGUUUCAGUCAGUUCUUUGUGCAUCUUGUGUGAUUAGAUCUCCCUACUUUUGACUUGGAUCUUUGCAUGAAGAAUCAGUCAACAGCUAACAAAAAGACUUGUGUAUGAGACUUGAUGCAGAAAACACUUGUCAAGUUCCCAAUACGUCUUGUGCUCAAGUCUGUGAGUAGAAAACUUUGGGAAGGAGAUAGGGGGGAAAAAAAAGGAGGGUCAAUAUAAUGAUCUAAGUGCUCUUCUUGGAAUUUCUACCAGUGUUUAAAGUGUCACCACUGUCACCCAAUUUUCUUCAUUAAUUCCUCUCUGCAACCAUCAGAGGUAAAGUUGGAAAAAUAAGGUGUUUUCCCCACACCCCCCACUCCAAGUGUUCCUAAUGUAUUCCUGUCUCUGAGAAUCUCUUUCUGGUGUUUCUAGGGAGUGUUGAAAAGCUCACAAAAGGGCUUAAGCAAAUUCAGAUGAUUACCAUUUCUACCCUGGUCUAUUUCAUUUGCUGUGGGAAAUUUCGAGGAGCAUCAAACACACACAGGCUUGACAAUGUGAAAUACUCUUGUCUAUUAUUCAACCCCAAUACAUGAAGAGGGCAAAGUGAACAGGGAGAAGGAAACUGGAUACUUUUAUAUGCUUAGGAUGUGCUAUCUGUCCAAUCUGGUGCAACAGAACUUUGUUUCUUAGCUCCCGAGAUGAUCUAUCCCAGCCAAUGGCAUCCCCAGCAUGAGAGGGUUUGAGGCGGGGUGGUAAGCAAUCGCAAGCACUUCUUGACCAAUCCCAUUGCACCUUAGUACUUGGAUUUUUGAAAAUAAAUAUUUGUAUUUUUUCUGCUGUGCAGGAGAUUUGUAGAUGUAAAAGUCACCCACACCAGGUGAUGUUGUUAACUCCUUGCUGUGCAGCCCUUUGCAUUGGGUUUGAUUGCCUUUCCCCUCGCAAACUGCGGUUAUGUCUUUGGUUUGUUUUAAUUUACCUGAAAGGAAUGGAGAAAAUAUUUGUUUUUAAACUCUGAUAGAAUGUGAAAUAGAAAUAAUAGCGGGGGAGGGGAAAAGUACUAGGUCCAUUGUGAAAAUGGCAAUUUGCCUCUAUCUCAACAAUACUCAGUACAGCAAAGGUUAGUCAUGUUGACAAGUUAUCAUUCGCUGUUUAAUGGUUGCUGUGUGUUGACUCUGAGCUUAAUCAUGUGCUUGUGCCACUAAAGACAAUGAUUCCUUAUGUCUGGUAUGAUGCCUUUAAAUAAUUUCAUUAACUAGACCACAUGGACCCAAACUAAUACUGAAAUAACCAGCAUCCGUUUGUUGAACGGUAGCUAACUUGACCCUGUGUUUCCAAUACAAAUGUGAGUUAAGUAGUUUUCCUAAUUCUGAUGUGUACAGCAGUGCAGGUUAAUGUACUAAUGUAAUCAUGACUCAUCAUGCAUGGUACAAAAAUUUGUGUAUAUGUUGUCAUAAAAAUAAAA
This is a messenger RNA of Pristis pectinata (smalltooth sawfish), 8830 nucleotides long. RefSeq names its product solute carrier family 9 member 7 (gene slc9a7). The record is from RefSeq and is a predicted model, not a curated record. Gene Ontology annotation, biological process: proton transmembrane transport; sodium ion transport; regulation of pH. Gene Ontology annotation, molecular function: sodium:proton antiporter activity. Lineage: Eukaryota; Metazoa; Chordata; Chondrichthyes; Rhinopristiformes; Pristidae. The coding region runs from base 118 to 2262 and encodes 714 amino acids. The transcript has 18 exons. Gene Ontology annotation, cellular component: recycling endosome; membrane.